CCUCGCUGCUCCGCCCUAGCCUCCUCCUUCUGCUAUUGCUGCUGGGCACCGAGGCGCAGAAAGGGAAUAGGCAGCGGUGGUUCAGGCUGUGGCCAGUCAGAACUGGGCAGGUGCUGAUCUGUCAGCUGUCGUUUGGGGAGAAGCAAUCAGGCAAAGAGAAGAUGGCUCUAGCUACAUAUCCAGCGGCUGAGCAAGAUGGAGGGAGACUGCAACUUCUCCCUCUGGGUCCUGGAAGAGAUGAUCUGCUAUGCCAGGGGCUGAUGAGAGUUCCAGCUGCUGGGGCAGCCCAUUGCAGGUGAUGGGUGUGGACAUACUGUGCUGGGCCCUGAGAGCGGGACCCUGGCCUCCAUAAACUACCCCCAGACCUCUCCCAAUAGCACUGUGUGUGAGUGGGAAAUCCGUGUGAAGCCUGGGCAGCGAGUUCAGCUCAAGUUUGGUGAUUUUGAUAUUGAUGACUCCGAUUCCUGUCAUUCCAGUUACCUGAGAGUUCAUAAUGGCAUUGGCCCCAACAGGACAGAAAUAGGAAAAUACUGUGGAUUUGGCUUUCAAAUGGUUGGUUUAAUUACUUCAAAAAGUAAUGAAAUCACAGUACAGUUCAUGAGUGGAAUUCACACUUCUGGACGUGGAUUUCUUGCAGCUUAUUCAACCACUGGCAAAUUAGACUUAAUUACCUGUUUAGACAAUGCAAGUCACUUUUCCGACCCAGAAUUCAAUAAGUACUGUCCAGCUGGAUGUGUGAUUCCUUUUGCUGAUAUUUCAGGCACUAUUCCUCAUGGAUACAGAGAUUCGUCGUCACUUUGUAUGGCCGGUGUUCACGCAGGUGUCGUGUCAAAUACUCUGGGUGGUCAAAUUAAUGUUGUAAUCAGCAAGGGCAUUCCAUACUAUGAAGGCUCCUUGGCUAACAAUGUCACCUCAAAAGCGGGACCCUUGUCUACAAGUCUCUUCACCUUUAAGACAAGUGGUUGCUAUGGGACACUGGGGAUGGAGUCUGGGGUGAUUCCUGAUUCCCAUAUCACAUCAUCAUCAAUUCUCGAGUGGCCUAACCAAACAGGACAAGUAAACAUUUGGAAACCUGAAAAUGCCAGACUAAAAAGGAUUGGACCUCCUUGGGCUGCUUUUAUCAGUGAUGAACAUCAGUGGUUGCAGAUUGACUUGAAUAAAGAAAAGAAAAUAACAGGUAUUAUAACUACUGGAUCAACUUUAGCAGAGCACUUCUAUUAUGUCUCAGCCUACAGAAUUUUAUAUAGUGAUGAUGCACAGAAAUGGACAGCAUACAGAGAACCUGGCAUGGGUAAAGAUAAGAUAUUUCAAGGGAAUACUGAAUUGUACCAGGAAGUUCGCAAUAAUUUCAUUCCACCUAUAAUUGCACGUUUUUUUAGGAUUAACCCCUUAAAAUGGCACCAGAAAAUUGCAAUGAAAGUAGAAUUGCUAGGAUGUCAGUUUAGUAUAGGUCGUGCUCCUAAAAUCACUUUGCCAGCGCCACCUCAGAACAAGAAUGAUAAGAAUGCUGACUUCAUGGAUGACUUCAUUCAUUCAGUGAAGACUUCGCUGCAGACAGAUAAAACAACUUUCACACCAGAAAUAAAGAACACUACAGUGACUCCAAGUGUAACCAAAGAUGUGGCAUUUGCAGCAGUUCUGGUUCCAGUGCUGGUGAUGGUCUUCACUACCCUGAUUCUUAUCUUAGUUUGUGCGUGGCAUUGGAGAAACCGCAAGAAAAAAACUGAGGACACAUAUGAUCUACCUUACUGGAAUCGCGCAGGAUGGUGGAAAGGGGUGAAGCAGUUUUUCCCGAUCAAAUCAGCAGAACAUGAAGAAACUCCUGUAUGCUACAGCAGCAGUGAAAUCAGUCACCUAAGACCAAGAGAAGUCCCAACAAUGUUGCAAACAGAGUCUACAGAAUAUGCUCAGCCUCUGGUAGGGAGAAUUGUGGGCACACUUCACCAGAGAUCAACCUUCAAACCAGAGGAAGGAAAAGAAGCCAGUUAUGCUGACUUGGACCCUUACAAUUCCCCCAUCCAAGAAGUUUACCACACCUAUGCCAAGCCACUGCCUGUAACCGGACCUGAGUAUGCAACUCCAAUAAUCAUGGACGUGUCCAGCCAUCCCAGCACCCCUCUUGGCGCUCCUUCCGUUUCCACCUUCAAAGCUGCUGGAAAUCCUCCACUGGUUGGAAUGUGCAAUAAACUGUUAUUCAGGACAGACAGUGCAUCCUCAGCACAGGCACUGUACGAUAUACCAAAGGGGCAGCCAGGGCCUGGCAGUGCCGACCAGCUUGUGUACCAGGUGCCACAGAGCAUGGCCCAUCCCACUGUCCUUAAAUGCUGUGGACGACGUCUGAAAGGAACCUGCAGUGCUGUUCAAGGGGCUGCCACCAUGCCUUAUCACCAGUAAAGUAUCCUCACUUACCCCUGAAAAUCUGUUUGUAGAGGGGCUGUAUAUAAACUCUGGAGUCAAAAAUCACUUGUGGCCUGUUCAGCAUCUAAAAUAUGAUCUUAUGUGGAAUCAUAGAAUGGCUGGGGUUGGAGACCUUAAA
Zonotrichia albicollis (white-throated sparrow) is the source of this 2536-nucleotide messenger RNA. The record is from RefSeq and is a predicted model, not a curated record. Lineage: Eukaryota; Metazoa; Chordata; Aves; Passeriformes; Passerellidae.